AACUUAAAAUGAACAUAACCAACUUUUAUUUUGAUUCAACAUAAUCGAAGUUGAUUUUAUAAGGAGAACAAAUUGGGAAAUAAUUACUUUCCUCUAUUGUGGAUUUAUAUCAUUUCAAAUGUAAUUAACAAUAUAUAUGAUGAAUAAAUUUUGUGGAAUAAUCAAUUGUACAAAUUAAUGUACACUACUAUAAUAUACUAUACUAUUACUAUACUAUACUAUAGUAUACCAUAGAAACAAUUUAUUUAUUAAAGAUUAUUUCAAGAAAUAGUAAAUUCAAUCAAGAAAAAGACAAUGAAUACGUUACCAGCAAAUAGAACAUUGAACACAUUCAAUGGUAAUAAUGCUAGACGUUCAAGUAUCUCAGCAAUACGUUAUGCUCGAUCGACAUCAUUGUAUUUUCCUAAUACAGAUACAGAUGAAGAAAGUCGCAGUCAAUUACUUACAAGUGAAAGUAUUGCAGAAACACGUAGAGCUGAAACAAUGAAUCGAUUAAAUCGUAUCGAUGUGAAAAGUGAAGGAUCUAGAAAUUUAACAAAUCCAUUAUUUGAUAGUAUGAGCAGUAUAGACCAACCAUGGUUACGUGGUUAUGGUCAAACUGUUGUGUUAUCUCCACCAAAAAUUAAUUUACCUAUUCAACAACAAAAUUCACACCAAUCACAACAACCAUCCUCCAUGGAACACGAUACCGCUAGUACCAUUCAAGAUAUGCAACAUUCAAUACGUUUACCUACACCUAGAAGUCCUAAUAUAAUGCAUGGAGGUUAUGGUGCCCUGCCACCUUUACAUUAUGGUACAUCGAUAAGAGAUGGUUACGCGAGCAGUGGUGGUGUUGGAAUUGGGACAGGAGGUGUUGGCAGUGGAAUUGGGAGGAAAAAAACCAAGAAGAAAUUAUCUUGUUUAUCUUGUUUACAUGGAACUAAUAAAGUUGAAUCGUCAACAAAUUUCUAUUCAUCAUCUGAUGACUUAAACUUAAUAGAUGACCUAAAUAAAUCAGAUGGACAUGAAGUGAAUAAACGAGAACAACAACAAAAUCCAUAUAUUAUCUGUUUGUCGAUUGUCUUCGCUUUGUUGGACAUUCUUUUAUUGAUCGGGUUAACUUUACUGAUAUUCUUUUUCAACUGUUCUGCUGAUGGAUGGUUGUACACAGACCCUAGAAUUCGAUCAAUUUGUGUUACUUUAUGGGCUGAUUGGAUACCUUUGUAUCAAAGAAAGUUUCAGUGUCCUGAUAUACCACCCGGUUAUGCAGAUAGUAUUAUUAGUAGUGGUGGUGCUAGUAAUAUCGGUAAUAUUGGUGAGUCAAAUCCUAAUCUGAAACCUCUAUUGGAACGUAUGAAUAUGCUUAGUAAACAACAACAAACUGCUGUAUCAUCAUCAUCGUCCUUUCCUACAUUAACCACACCUAAUCCAUUAUCUCAACUAUCACAAUAUCAAUCAAAAUGGAAUAUUUAUGAUGUAAAAAGAGUUAAUCCAGAAUUUUGGGAUGCUGAUCUAGGAUUAAUGAUUCCACCAAAAUUAAUUAUUCCUUCUAUGGAACAACAAUUAUAUGGACCAAGAGAUACUGUUAAACAAUUAUAUGGUCGUAAUUAUCCAACUGAUAAACAAUUUAUACAAGGAAUUAAAAAUGAUCAUCAAUGGUUACAAUUUUCACAAUCACAAACUGAUCUUUAUCAUCAUAUGACAAUUAGUUCAAUUGUUACCUGUUCAAUAAUUAUACCGUUAAUACUAAUUUGUUUCUCAGAAAUCACUUUCUAUUUCUUCAACUGUUGUCAAAUGUGCUUAACAAAAACUAAUUCAAAACUAUGGAGUACUAUGAAAUUUAUUGGUCAAAUUUAUCGUCUAUUCAUUACUUACAUUUUCGGUCUUCUUACAACAAUGCUUUUAGUCUGGCUCAUUAAAGUUUCUGUUGGACGUCUUCGACCAGAUUUCAUUCAAAUAUGUCGUCCAUCUGAAAAUGUUUGUCCUAAAUGGUAUAGAAUAAUACAAAAAACACGUCAAUCUACAGAUGAACGCAGUGCAAUUGAAUCAGAUCCACAACUAUUAGAUUUGAUUGUUGCACAACUAGCUAAACAAGGUAAAUAUUUAGUUACAGUAGCUACAACACCUUCUCCGGAAUCAUCAACUGGUCACUUAUCAGAUGGAUUAUUUACAAAUGCAGAUUGUAUGGAGAAUAAUAUUUUAAAACUUAAAGAGGCUAGAACGUCAUUUCCUUCACUGGGAGCAGCUGUUUCGAUGUAUGCAGCAAUUUUUGUGACAGUCUAUAUUACUGCAUUAAUGAAAAAUUUUCGAGAUGCCUGUCUUUGCAUUCCAUUCUUAUCAUUGCUUGGUGUUAGUCUAAUUGCUCUAAUCCUUGGUGUCAAUAGAGCGAUUUACAGAAAUAACUGGUUUGAAGAUAUUUUAGCCGGUUGGAUUAUCGGUAUUUGUAUAGCUAUAUACGUUUGUUUUAAAGUUUUAUAUAAUCGUGACAAAUGGAAUGAUUUAACUAAUUAUGAUUUAAAUCGUCGUUUGCAUAGAAUUCAAACUUUAAUUCAAACUCAUCAUGAUUAUAAACAAUCUGAGUUAAAAAUGAUGAAAUAUUUGUGAUAUUCAUACAGGUAAGUAUCACUAGUGAUAACAACGAAAUAAUUUUCAAAGAAAAAAAAGUUCUAAUCAUAAAUGAAAAUAUUGAAAAGUUGAAUUAUAUCACACUGUUUAAAUGAGCCAAGUAACAAUAAUCAAUAAUUUAUUACAUCGUUUCUAAACAAACAUUUAGGUUUUAUUAAUAACCAGUUUUGUUUUGUUUUGUUUUUUUUUUUACAAAAAAAGUAUGUUCCUGUUGAGUUUUCUUUUGUUUGUUGUUUUUUGGUGAAAAAGAACGCGUUACAUAUUGCUAUGGUUUCAUUUCUUUUUCUUUAAAUUAAUGAUGAUUCAGUUGUUUGGAAUCUUAUUUCAAAAAGAACAGUUGUUUGUUUGUUUGUUUGUUUUUCAUUUAGGAAUUAUUUAUAUUGUUGAUAAUCAUUAUAUUUUAUGAUUAGAUGGGUAAAUUAUGAUUUUCAAUUAGAAUAAUAAAACAAAUGAAAACAUACAUUUAUUAUG
Molecule: messenger RNA, 3075 nt
Organism: Schistosoma margrebowiei
Lineage: Eukaryota; Metazoa; Platyhelminthes; Trematoda; Strigeidida; Schistosomatidae
Source: the annotation of a GenBank genome assembly